AUGUUGAGCCCUACCUCUAUUCUGUGGGAUGAUGGAUAUCUGCUUUACACUUAUGGCUCCAUCAUCAUUAUUGCAUUAAUUAUUUGGCAAGUGAGAAAGAAUCACCAAGAUUUAAGAUUGGGACCUAACAGGAGCUGCUGCUGGCGUCACCGGAGAGUCAAACAAAGAGCUAAAGAUAAAACAUCAAGAGCUAGGAGACUUUCCUGGGAAGAAGCUGAGAAGCCGUGGGAGCUGCUGUCUGUCAUGAGAAGCCAGGGCUGGCUUCCUCAGGAGGGGAGCGUGCGGAGGCUCCUGUGUGCAGAUCCCUGCUGCCAAACCUGCAACGCUGUGGCUCUGGAGAUUCAGCAGUUGCUAUCAGGUGAGAACACCCUGACCACCCCUACUUCAGGGACAUCGCAGGGCUCCUCUUGCCUAGAGGUUUUGGCCACGUCUAAUGUGUCUUUUGAACAGAGUCUGGAGCAUGGCCCACACUCCAAAGACCUUUCAUUUCCAUCUGCAACCCUCACAGUGUCACAGAAAUCCUUAACCCAGUCAGCUGCCCAGUCAGCUGGUGCAGUCAGCAUCCAUGAUUUCUGGGCUGAACACCUCAUGCUAAGGCAGGGAUUUCAAGUGCCAGAGGUGCCCACGGGCCCAGAGACUAUGUUUUCUUCAAGGAUUGAGGAACCUAGGGUUUCAGUGAAGCUGCAGGAGAUGAUGCAGAGCAACCUCAACCUUGUCUGUGGGAACCAAGGCCAGCAGCCCUUAAAUUCCCAGGUCUCUCUGCUGACUCUGAACUGAGAAAUUACUACCCUGACACAUCCUGUGGCCUUGCAGAUGGUCACUGUCCUCCCUGCCCACCUGCCGUUCCUGAGUCCUGAAGUCCUGAGGCUUCUUGAGCUACAUGUAAAACAAUGGAUGCAUUUCCAGAGGUGGGGACUCCCCAGACGUGUGGAAGAGUCUCUGAGGCAGCUUAUGCCAAAUCCACCAUUAUUUUACCAACCUGUAUAUAACCAACCAGUUUCUUUCAUUCAGAAUGAUACUUCUCAGUUCUCUGUUGAGAGAUUUGGGACCAUUUCAUACCAGAACUGGGGUCCAUGUAUGGCUGGCCAGCCUACCCAGGCCUUCUGGGUUUCUGAAUGGUCCACUAUGGACCCAGAACAAAUACACUGCUACGGGCAAACCCCAAACCAUAUGACUCUUGCCUUGCUCUCUUAAGCCCUUAAAGAAUUAAGUGGCCUUUAUCUAAUGCCUGGGCAACAGGCUUAUGACUCAGUGGGCCAUGUGCAGCCGAAAUAUAGCCAGCUAUUCUGUGGUCUUCCUUCUCUGCACAGUGCGUCCCUGGUUGAUGCCUUCUUGGGUUCUCAAGGCCUCUCCAUGAAUGAGAGCAUGUCCAGGCCCUGCUUGAAGGAUCCUUUUCUCUUCAAGGAUCUCUCCUUCCUCCCUCUGCUGCCUAAAACUCCACCCCAGUCAGCUCCACCCUCUUUUCUAUCUUCUCAGAAUUGGGUUGCUCCAUCUGACCACCAACAAGCUCAGAUCAGUGUCCCAUUGACCCUGGAUGAGUGUGAAGCCUUGGAGUGGCACCUGCUGUAGAGGCAGCUCCAGCUUCAGUUGGACUGGGCAGAUGUUUCCCAGAGAGAUCAACACACCCAGAGCCCUGUGCAGUAUAAGCCCUGUGACAAAGCCCAGUCUUCUGCAACUGUGAAAACUUCCUAGCCAGGGUAUCCCAUCUCAGUCCUCACAAGAGAACUACUCUUCCCACAGCAGCAUGCCAGGACGCAGCUGGAAUUCCACCUCCAGAGACAGUUGGUUCACCACUGCUGGGGCCUGUCACAGAAGAUCCAACAGUCCGUUCAAUUGCUCCUUACCGAGCUCCUGUCCCCCACUAACCAGCAGACUAUGUCCCGGAGCAGCACAUCCCUAGACAGUGUGAAUGGCCCCUGGCCUACAUCUCUAGAGGUCGCUGGGGCUGAUGACCCAUUCUCACCCACUGUGGACCCCGUGACAGUCCCCAUGCCACACUUGUUUGACCAGGCCCAGGCAACAUUGCAGAGUCAUAUUGACUCCAAAUGUGGGCAGAUUCACCAGGGCAACGUCCCUUCCUGUGUAUAUAGCUCUUGGGAGUGCAUAAUUCCUGGGGUCCUGAAAGUGGCUCCCUUCACCUGCAUCCCAGAAAGCAAGCCCCUGGAACUACAGGCAGCAAGUGACCCAGACCUACAACAGAAAAUUAUACCCUGGAUGCCAACGGCCCUUGAUCAGCAGCAACAAACCUCACCAGAUGCUGUCAUUGAACAUCGUAAGCUGCCCUGAGCCCUGUCCGAGGGAGCCAUUGAGAAACUCGAGACGACUUGAUGGCACAAGUAUCUGGCCUUCUUGUCAGGGCUGCUGGCUCUUCAUUAUGUGGCUCUCUCUAGGGUCAUGGCCCCAGCCGUCACUUCCCAAGCCGUGAUCACAGAGAUGGUCCCUGGGCCUAUCAAAUUCCCAACAGAACCUCUGACUCAAAUGACCUCAUCUGAAGAGCAGGGUCUAAGUCCUGGGUCAGUCAGGCUUCAAGAUGCCAACAAGGCUUGUGCAGACAUUGCGGAUGAAUUCCAGGCUGAAGUGCAGGUGGAAGAAGUAAUUGAGAUGGUGCCUCUAGAAAGUCAGACAGAGCCUGCGAGGCCCUCCUCACUUGGAGAACACAUCUUGGCCAAACUAAAUUUCCAUCUGAGAAAAAAGAUGCUAGAGAUACAACUGGGAAUUCCCAUAAAGGCAAGGAAGUCCAGGAAACAAACUGUAGCAACCUCAGAGAACAUAUGCACACAGGAGUCUCUUGGGAGUCUAAACAACCAAGGAAACACACUGCUCCAGGAACUCCCCAUCCCACGAGAUAUGCCACGUGCCCCAGAUCCAGAAUGUGUCUAUCUCAAAUAACAGCUGGCCACUGAGUUGAAGGCAGUGUAUCAGAAACAGAAGCAACCCAGUUCUAGUGUAGUAUCCCAUGGUUCUGUCCACUGGGCCUCCAAUAUCUCGCAACCCAGUGGGGACCUGACAGAGGCCCAGGUGCUUUGUGGUCAGCUGGAGGCCAGUGUGAACAGCCGCAGCCUGAAGGAGCCCUGGAGCCCUGAGCCCCAAAGCCCUGACAAGAGCAAGGACUCAGCCCAAGUACCCACAAUGGCAGAAAAGAGAGAGGAGCCAGGCAAACCCAAAUUGGCUGGGGACCACGGAGAGGGGGAUGCCGGGGUUGCAGUCUUCUCCACAAGAGAGAAAAACCACUCUGCUGAAGUCCAGAAGCCAGAAGGGAUGCUUCUGAAUGGGACACCCUGCAGCCCCUGGUGACGGAGACAUCGCUUUCACCCUGAUGCUCCCUGUCAACACAGUCCCCAGCAUCGCCCUCAGCUUAAACUCCCGGAGCUACCUCCUGGAGUCCCUGGGGGGAAAGACUCAGAGAAGAAUGACCUGCAAGACAGUCAAGCCAAGCUCAAUGUCAUCCUCAAACCAGCAAGGGUUCCUGAGAAUGACCAGCCUGUGGUGCCCCAGGUGUCACAGGGCCAGCCUUUCCUGGGCCAAGUCACUCUGAGUAAGCCGUUGCAGGGUCAAACUUUACAAGGUCAGGUUUUUCAGGGGCAGGUGAUGCAAGGCCGUACUCACAAGAGGCCCAGCUUUCCAGAAUCUGGCUGGAGAAAUAAGAUGAAAUCUUUUCUUAUUAACCGCAAGACAAAAGGCAAAGGGCAUGAGGAAUCCAUGUCCUCCACAUCUGAGAAAGUGGCCAACAGCAGAAAAGAAAAUGUGGAAAAGAACCUGGCUUCAGCCAAAAGUCCCAAGGGGCAAACUAAGACGGAGAAGACAAGAGGAGACCCUAAGGCCCAAUUUCCGCCCACUGAGAAGCAGGUGGGCUUGACGUUCUUGGAUGUGCCCCACUCCCCAGACAGUAAGCUCCGGCACUGCUCCCGCUGCCAUCAACUCCACUCUGCCUCAGUCUUGGGCAUCCCCUGCCACUGCCCUCAGCACUGUCUUCAAGUGGCUUGUGUCACCCAACCAGGGAACUCACCCUAAUUCCCAACUCUCACCUCAGAGGGAAACACUGGUCUGCUCAAGAAGACCCAGCUCAGUCAAGAGACUUUGUAGUCUCUCCAACGUCUGCAUCCCUUGAAGAGGACUGCUACUGUCAUUUUCAUUGAUGUGCAGGUGGACAGAGUGCCACCCAAAAUACACUGUAUAUCUCUAAGUAGAGAGGUGUGCGUCUCUGCUCCUUCUCUCCACUGUGGUGUGUUCAGGGAAGGCAUAAGGGAGGUAAAUGUCCUUCCUGUCUAGGGAAGGGGCUUUAACCCACACUUAAGCUGGGUAGCAUUCCACCCCACCCCCACCCCAGAUUAUGGAUAAAGGGACUUGAACAGAGAAGGAAGGCCCUUGUCUAAGGUACAUUGAAGGUAAAGGUCAUGCUUGAAUUUUAUCAUGGUGUCCUUCGGCCCAGAGGAGCAAUGUGGACAUGAGGCUGGAACUGUCAAGGAGGAGUGGCCAGGAAUCUCACAGGCAAAAUUCACUGAUGACUUCUAUAUGUGCCCACACUCUGGAAGGGAGGUUUUUAGGAGAGUGCCAGUGUUCCAGCCUUGAGCAGUUGCUUUGUGUUUAUCAACAGCAUAUCGGUAAUAUGACAACAGUCAAAAGCAAAUGAUAGAAUCUCCCCUCUCUGCUCCCUGUUGGUUAUUGGUUAGAUCUUUCUGGAGAACUCACUUGGGAGGCUGCUGUAGCUCUAUUGCCUCUAUCCCACCUCCACUGUCUAUCAGCUGCAUGGACUGAAUGACACUGGGAAUGAAGAUCACAGUAGAACAUGGAGGGGGGCUGGUCCCCACUCCCAAGGGUAGGCAGGGAGAGAAGCAGGGAUGGAGAGCAUGUAGAUGGAGGUCUGAAUACCUGGGGUAGAAGAUGACAUGUUCCUGAAGAGGGCCUGAUAAGAGAAAAGGCUGGUUAGCUAUGUACUCUAAAGAACCUUGAGCCAGGAAGCCAACCCAAUAACCCAAGUGCUUUUAGGGGAUGGAGAUGAAUAAACUGAGUUUUGGUCCGUUGUCCAUAGUGUGAUGAAGAGCAGUGAGUUGAGGCUUGUUUUCAAAGGCAGUGCAUAUUAAUUUAAAAUUUCUGAAUACUCACCCUCAACCCCACAAAACUGUUUUCCAGUGUCAGGGAUUGGUAUAACUAUAAAUCUGUGUUUUUGCUCAGCUCAAACAUGAAGUCCGUGACUGUGUUCUAAUCUUGAUAUAUCUCAACUUUGCCCCCUUUUUUCUGUGUUUACUGCCUCUGCUUGUUAGAUUACUCAUCCAUUCUUGCCUAAAUAAUACAAUAGUGUCUCAUAUCCCCAGAGCUUAGGAUAGUGGUGGCAUAAUAAUACCUUAAUAGUACUUGAAUUGAAAGUCUGGGCUUGGGAGGCAGUCAAAUCAUUACAUUAGUAAGAUGAGUGCUAUGGAAUAGGGAAUGCUGACACAUGAUUGCUGGGGUACUCAGCUCAUGAGGACCUCAGACAGGUCACAAUAAAAAUAACCUUAAUUAUGCUGUACACCUGAAACUUAUACAGUGCUGUAUGUCAAUUAUAUCUCAAAACUGGACAAAAAAGAAGUUAAAAAACAAUUUUGAGAAAUAUCUUACACUCAGUUAAAAUAUUUACUUACUAUAUGCAAGGGACCAUAGCUAACAUGACAAAGACAUAGGACUUGCACAAUGGAGCUCAUGAUUGCAUGGGAAAGUCUCACAUGCCCAAAUUGUCUAAUCAACACAUAUACUUGAAUGUCCAAUAUUCACCUCAAACUAUAGAACAAUGAACUCCUGAUUCCCUGCUCCAAGCCAUCAUCUAAUUACACAUAUGAAACAUUCUCCAGUCACAGUAUUCACAACAUCACUUAAUGGCAGCUCCAUCUUUCUAGUAGUUCAGGACAAAAACAUUGGUGUCAUCCUUGACAUUGUUUCCCUGACUGUCCAUAUCCAGUCCAUCCUGUUGUCUCUACCUUCUGAAAUGAAUUCGGAACAUGACGACGUCUCUCACACACUCUGCUGCUAUGAUUACUGCAGUAGCAUCAUAACUAAUCUCCCAGCUUCUGCCUGAGACCAUACUUCCAACAGUCUAUUCUCAGCACAGAAAUUUGAUGGUCCUCAGGGAAGGUCCUGGCUGUAAAAGACUAGAUAGAAAGAUAGAUUAAGAUUGAAUGAUGAUGAUGAUGAUGAUGAUGAUGAAGAUGAAGGAGGA
Kogia breviceps (pygmy sperm whale) is the source of this 6190-nucleotide messenger RNA. RefSeq names its product protein SPATA31F1-like. The record is from RefSeq and is a predicted model, not a curated record. NCBI's taxonomy places the organism in Eukaryota, Metazoa, Chordata, Mammalia, Artiodactyla, Physeteridae.